AUGAUUAGAAGACCUAAACAACCAGUACACAAACACAAGCAAACAAUAAUGUCAGCCAAUGAACUCAAGGAAACUGACAUGAAUACAGAAGAGGGACAAGAACAACAAAUUGAAUCUGUCCCUGAAGCUCCCGAAUCCUCAAAUGUGGCCGCCACUCAAGAGAAUAAGGAGAGUGAGGAGGACGAUAGUGCGGAUGAUGACGAAAACACUAAUUUAUACUCCGAUGAUAACAACGGUAACAGUGGAGAUGAUGCUGAUAAUAGUGAGUCAGUUGCCACUGAACAAGACAAUAAAGAUAAAGACGCACCUUCAGAGGAUGAUGACGAUGAGGAUGAUGCUUCUGACUCCGAUGAGAGUGAGGAAGCCACUUCGGAUGUAGCUGAUCAAGACGAAGCUGAUAGUGAAACUGAAUCUAACGAAGCUGCAAAUGCGAGCGAUAAUGGUGAUGAAGAUGAAUCCUCUGAAGAACAAGAUGAAACGUCUGAACAAGCGGAACCAAUAAAUAAUGAAGAAAAAAACACUUCCGAAACUGUAAAUACAGAAGAUACACCAGCUGAUGAUACUGAAAAUGUAGAUCAUCAUCUUCUACACAAACAAGCAAACUAUAUUAUGGAAAGUGGAAUGCUAAAUCGCCCAGAAUUUCAAAAUUUAGAUGACAAACAAAAGAUCACAGCAAUUGUGAAUUUAUUAAACUCAAACCCAAUUACACAGCUGAAUAUCACAAAGCCUGAUGCCAUUGAAAAUGUUAUCCCACCUCCAAAACCUACAAUGACAGUUAAUGAAGAAACACAAAGACCACUAUCUGAUGCUGAAAGGAGAAGAUUAGCUCCAAGACCAGAUUUGAGAAAUCCAAUGACUCCAGAAGAGCGUGAAAGAUAUUCUGUCUAUCUACGUGGUGAAAAUAAGAUUACUGAAAUGCAUAAUAUUCCUGCUAAGUCUAGACUUUUCAUUGGAAAUUUACCCUUAAAGAAUGUUUCAAAGGAAGAUUUAUUUAGAAUUUUUUCACCAUAUGGACACAUCCUUCAAAUCAACAUCAAAAAUGCAUUUGGAUUUAUUCAAUAUAAUAAUCCACAAAGUGUUAAAGAUGCAAUUGAAUUAGAAUCAGAUGAGAUUAAUUUUGAUAAGAAAUUAAUCCUUGAAGUUUCAAGUUCAAAUAGUCGUCCUCAAUUCGAUCAUGGUGAUCAUGGUACCAAUAGCAGUACUACAUUUAUUUCAUCUGCUAAACGUCCCUUUGACAAUGAUGAAGAAGAUGAUACUGCUAACAUGUAUAAUGAUAUUGGUGUUAAAAGGUCAAAGAAACGUGUCCCAUCUUGUGUCAUUUAUGUGAAAAGGACAGCCGAUCGUAAUUAUGCUAAUGAUGUCUUCAAGAAAUUUAAGGACCGUACCUCAUUAGAAACUGAUAUGAUCUUUUUAAGACCAAGAAUGGAUUUGAGAAAAUUGGUUAAUGAUGCGGCUUAUGAUGGUGUCUGGGGAGUGAUUUUCAUAAAUAAGACUCAUAAUGUUGAUAUCCAAACAUUUUAUGAAGGUCCACAUGGGGAAACUAAAUUUGAUGAAUAUGUCGGUGUUUCUGUUGAUGAUGCCGUGGCUAUCUUUAUUAAUUUGAAAACUUCAAGAAAUAAUAUUCGUCCACCAAUGGGUAGUCAGUAUAAUUAUGACAAUCAAAUGAAUAUGGGGGGUCCACCUCCUCAAGGUCCUGCCCAUCAACAAGGUUACUAUAAUAGUUAUGGCAUGCCUCCACAACAAGGUCCUCCACCUCCACAACAGAACUAUUAUAGCAAUUACAGUGCACCACCUCCCCAACAACAAGGCUAUAAUGCACCACCAAUGGAUCAAGGAUAUGGUCGCUACCAAGGCGGUAUGCCACCUCAACAACAAAUGGGUCAAGGCUAUGGUAGAUAUCAAAAUUCCUCAAUGGCCCCACCACCUCCACAACAACAACAACCACCUCCACCAAUGCAAGCAUCUCAACAAAAUCAACUUACAAAUCUACUGGGUAAUACUUCCAAUACCAGUAAUCCAAAUCCAAUGGAUCAACAACAACUUCUAUCAGCCAUUCAAAACCUACCUCCAAACGUUGUUUCCAGUUUAUUAGCUGCUGCUCAACAACAACAGCAACAACAGCAGCAACCUCAAACACAACAGCAAUUGAUUGGUUUAAUUCAAUCAAUGCAGAACCAACCACCACAACAACAAACCGGGUAUCCACAAUUAAAUCAAGCCAGCCCUCCCCCACCAAUGGGUAAUAAUUAUGCUAGUCAAAAGAUUUCUCCACCACCAUCCGAACAGCCAGCACCAACUCAACAGAGUCCACCUGGCAAUAACGUUCAAAGCUUGCUUGAUAGUUUGGCUAAAUUACAGAAAUGA
Messenger RNA from Naumovozyma castellii, 2364 nucleotides. RefSeq names its product Nab3p (gene NAB3). The coding region runs from base 1 to 2364 and encodes 787 amino acids. The transcript has a single exon. The record is from RefSeq and is a predicted model, not a curated record. Lineage: Eukaryota; Fungi; Ascomycota; Saccharomycetes; Saccharomycetales; Saccharomycetaceae.